Molecule: messenger RNA, 480 nt
Organism: Vittaforma corneae ATCC 50505
Lineage: Eukaryota; Fungi; Microsporidia; Nosematidae
Product: ribosomal protein L13
Exons: 1
Coding region: 1-480 (159 amino acids)
Biological process (GO): translation; negative regulation of translation
Cellular component (GO): cytosolic large ribosomal subunit; ribosome
Molecular function (GO): structural constituent of ribosome; mRNA binding
Source: RefSeq, a predicted model, not a curated record
AUGGUCUUCACGGGUCCCAUGCAUCGUCAUGUGGCUAAGUACAAGAGCUAUCUGAACAAGAGGAAUGUAGUCAACCCAGCAAGGGGUGCCUUUCAUUACAAGGAGCCAUCCAAGUACUUUAGAAAGGUCUUUAGAAACAUGGCCUGCAGGAGAACUGUCAGAGGCAACGAGGCUGCCAACAGAAUUUUUGUGUAUGAAGGAAUACCCAAGCAGUUUGAGAAUGUAGAGAGAACAAUGGUUCCCAAGGCUCAUCGAAAGCUCACUACUGAUCCUGACAGGAAGUAUAUCUACCUUGGAGCGCUGCUAAGUCAGUUUGGGUGGCAGUACGCAGAGUUAUGUGAUCAGUUAAAGCAGGACAUCCAAGCCAGGGAAGCACAAGCAAAGGCAUUUGCCAAAGAGAAGGCCGAAAAGAUUUCAAAGGUGACAUCCAGUUCAGAUUUCAAGAAUGAGGUUCAAAGAAGAAUGGCUGAGUUUGCUUAA